AUGACAGACAGCUCAAAGCUGAACCCAGAGGACCGGGAGCGAAUUGCUUCGCUCUUCAGCAAACUUGACGUGGACAAAGAUGGCCGAGUCAGCGUGAGUGAACUAGCCUCCAUAAUCAGAACAGAGCCUCGCCAGGCUGAAGUCGGACAUGAGGCUGCCAAACGGGUUGUUGGUUACGGAAAAUCCAUCAGCACAACUGAAGCCCAACAGACCAUGUCUUUCCAGGAAUUCGUAGACUAUGUGCGUGAUACGGAGACCCAACUGAAACUGGCCUUCCGACAAGUGGAUCGCAAUAAAGACAGCCGAGUGGAUAUUCAGGAAAUUCAGACCGCGAUGCGCGAACUGGGCAUCGAGGUGGGCGAGAAGGAGGCGGCCAGACUGCUGCGCAAAAUGGACAAGGACGGAUCCCUGUCAAUUGACUACGAGGAGUGGCGGGAUUUUCUCCUUCUCUCUGGCAGCUCCAACAUCAAGGAUAUAUUCCAUUAUUGGAGGAGGGCAUCGGCUGUGGAUAUCGGCGAGGGUAUUCUGGUGCCUGACGACUUUACUGAGGAGGAACGGAAGUCCGGAGAGGCGUGGAAAACACUCGUCGCGGGGGGUGAGUGCAGCGACGUCAUGCUGACAGGAUUUUAGACUUUUUGGCUGUGCAGUGCACAUCCAUCCUUUCUUAAAUAAUCGACAAACAGUCUGUAGAAAUUCAAAACAAACUUGGAACAUCAUUUAUCGCAAACCUGACAGUUUAUGACAGGUUUGGGGAAGCAAACUUGAAACAAGGCGCUUAAUUGCUUCUUUCGCAUAAGGCGCGUUUAAAAACUCUUGAGGCCUUUCAAGCCGAAAGGCUUACUUAGUUAAAGUUGCCUUCCCAAGCCAGCUGUCCAUCCCAUUAACAAUGAUGGUUUAGUUGUUUCUGUAGUAUAUGAUUUCUCCGUUACCUUUAUGCAUAUACAAAGCCUAUUAUUUUCUCAAGCAGAAACGACACUAACUUCCUUUUCCACUUUUCUCGUACACCAAAUUAUGACUUUUUGAAACUACUUUUCACAACACGGAAAAUGAUCUAUUCUUUGACUAAUUAAACCCACCAUAUUUCCUGUAUUUUGUAUGAUUAGAUUCCAAGUAGGUUACUAAAAAUUACGUCACAAGGGAUUCGCGUACGAUGAGCCAUUUGGAAGUUGUAAAAAUGUUGAUGAUCUUCUGUCGAAAGACUUUAGCUGCUACGCUUAAAUAAUAUAUAAAUACCUCAUGCUUUUCAGUACAAAGUGUAAAAAUAGCUUAUUUUUUCACGAUGCGUCGUCAUGAAAGAAGAAGUUAGUAGAACCCUAUAUAAGCUUCCCAAAUCAGUAAAAAAGUCUUACUGAAUUGUAAUGGAAAAGUCGCGGUACAUGAAGUAGUCUGGAGCUGGCUAACAGGCCUAGCAGAAUUGAAACUCAAGUCCAUUUGAAAGUGAGUUUCGGCGCACCUGGAUGAAUAUAUCAAACGUCUAAACUGCGUACAGUUGCUGAUAGAAACGAAUAGGCGGAGUCCCAAAAAGUAGUUCAGAGGAAGAAGAUGUGAUUGCUGGAACAAGAAGCUUAUUGGUCAGCCGUUUCAGAGUCUCAUUCGAACCCAUCAUCAGAUAGUGUCACAGAAGUGAGAACGCCACACUAGGAAGGAGACGCUGCAGUCUGGAUCCCAGUUCCGAAGUCUAUCCCAGAGUUGGCAACCUUAUAAGUCAUGGAAUUUAGGGCAGUGUCGAAGCUUACGAUCCAGUUUGGUCAGUUGUAGACAGAAAAGGUCGCCUGAAACCGUCGUCUCAUAAGUGGUGCACACGUCAUUGACCCUCGCUUGAGAAUGUUGCCUCUUCUACUGAUGACCACCAGUCGACAGUUCGACCAGCCGCAUGCCUACCGGGGACUUGCGUGUAAACUUGCUUAUCGCGAAGGGGGUUUGCAUGACAUCUACCCCACUCUCACUCCCCAGAAUUAUCGUAUCCCGACGGCAGGACAAUCGGUGAUUGACCAGGCUGAGUCUACGUCCACACGUACAACAUGAGUACUGAUCCCUGACUCCACAGAAGCUGGCGGUAAGAAUACGCAAACACAUACACACAUGACAGUACAACCGUCGUGUCCGACGAUGUGCACCGUAUUCUCCACAGCAGGGUGGAAACAGGGAUGAUGACUUGUGCGUAAAUUUAGUUUAUGGUGAUAGUAGACUUGCCCAGCACCAACCGCACAAUAUCCUCCUCCCCCACCUGGACGCGGUGUCAAGAAAGACUCAAGAAGACCAAAGAGGUGGGAGGGCGCAGGUGGAUGGCACGGUCGGGCCCGCACAUUGACGUUUCACUCCAAACCCCAUGGUCCACGCAGCAAAUAACCGGGUUUGUGAUUAACAACAGCACUGGCGGGGGGUGGCAGGGUCCCUGUAUGCGCGACGUACGCCGGCAACCGGGUCCGCCACCGCACCCCGAAAUGUUGGCAUUUGUUACGGUGUGCAACUCCGAUAAUGCCUGUUAGAGUCCGAUAAGGCUCGCGAGUUGGUCCAGCGCGUCUACCACAUGGCCCGUCCGGAGGGCAAACACGCACAGACACACGCACGAUAGCUCGACCGUCGGUUUCGACGGUUUCUACCGUAUUUUCCACAGCAGGAUGAGAGCAUGGACGGUGACUUGUGCGAAAAUUUAAUUUAUGGUGAUUGUAGACUUGCACAGCAUCUACCGCACUCUUUCUUUCCUCACCUGAACCCGUUGUCAAGACAGAGUCAAGAAGACCGGGGGUGGCAGAGGACGCACGUGGAUGGCACGGUCAAGCCGGCACCCUGGCGCUUCAUUUCACAUCUCCUUGUCCAACUAGCAAAUACCCAGGUUUUUGAUCGAUAGCAACAAAGAUCCUGGAGUCCGGCACGGCCGAAGCAGCACCUAGGCGUGCCGUCACACCGGGCUCGGAUUCCACGGAGUGGCAGUGCCAUAAAGGCGACAUUAAGAAGGAGUCAUUGCAGCCUGACUCUUUGAUCGCCAGUCGGCCGCUCCACACAAACACAACACUGGGCCGACUCCGAGGUCCAAGUUAUCCCGUCAAUUGGCAGCCUUUCAAGCCACGGCUUUUAGCUUACCGUGGUGGCUUCAAGCGCAUCAAAUUGUCUAUAGUAAGGAAAAUGCGUUGAGUCGUCGACCUCAGUCACCCUUCCCAUUCCCAGGUCUCAGCCACUGUCCGAGCCGGUCAUUUGACUGGAGCACACACACACACGACAGUUCGUCCGUCGAUUUCGACGAUGACCACCGUGUGCCCCACAGACUGCAUUGUGGGAGCAGGGACGGUGAUUUACGCAGGGGUUUAUAGUGCCAGUAGACUUGCGUAGCAUCUACCUACACUCUCUCCUCCUCCCCCGCCUGCGCCCGGUGUCAAGACAGAGUCAAGAAGACCGGAGACGGGGGAGGCCGCAGGUGGAUGGCUCGGACGGGUCUUCGCCUUGGCGCUCCACUCCGCACCCCUGGUCCACACACCAAGACCAGGAUUUUGACCACAAAACAAUGGGGUGGAGGCACUGGUCCAGUUUUGCGACGAAUGCCGACAACAGGGUCCGCCAGCGCACCCCGCAAAUGUUGGCAUUUGUUAUUGCGCACAGAUAACGCCUGCCAAAGUCCGAUGUGGCCCCCGUGUUGGUCCAGCGCAUCUAACACGUGGCCCAUUUGGAGGGCACUGUCCGAGCCGGUCAUUUGACUGGAGCACACACACACACACACACUUUCUCGUCUGAUGACCCACAUUGCCGAAGUUGUAUCCCAUUGCCUGCGAUCUGUCCCUAACAUGACGAGUGCGUGCGCAAGCCUUUAGGUCACUGUAUUCAAAAGUACACUGGUGGGAGAUGACGACUGCCACAGUCAGCGCACAACAUGCACCUUACGGGAGUUGCACCUUGCUGGCAAAAUUCCACCACACUGAUUGGUCACAUCGGCUGCAAGUAGGCGGAAGUUUGCAUUAGCCCGUAGCGACGCAAAACGCUGAAACAGGGUAAUGAUUUGCCCUAUAUUUUCAGCCAUUUCUGGUAUUCUAUAUGCACAACCAAACAGCUAGUAAAUUCACUGAGGAUACUCUCUUCCACGGUUCCUUUUAAGCAGAAAAUGCGCUUUAUUAGGGGCAUGGAGGUUCGAUGGUCUGCGUUUCUGGUAGUGUAAGACGAAUCGGCAUCACAGCCGGGAAAGAGUGCAAGUAAGGACUACUGAAUAAUCUGUUAACUAAAACAUCGCAUCCUCAUUUCCGGGACCCAUUGGAAAACUACGUCCCCGGUUAAUCUUCUCCCACGAUACACCGCUUAUAGAGGGCCUUUCGAUAACCUUACAGUUAGUACAGCCAACGUGAUCUCAAACGUAUCUGGUUGCUGAUAAAGAAGACACUCGCGACAGUUCCGACGUACGUGAACCGGUGGUACCGUAUUUCGUCCACUCAGCGAAACCUGGUGUCAGAACAGAAAAGAAUUUUAGUCAAAAGUUAACUUUGGGUGAGGGCAUCUCCCAUCGAAAUGGGUGCGCAUAGAAACUUGCAUUCGCUAAUGAAACUGACUGAGAGACCUUAAGCAUACCAAACAAAUGCCCGCAAUUGGGGGGCCUUAUGCAUUCGCGAUACAGCAUCAUCGAGAAACAAUCUAUUAGUACCUUCUUCAUAGCUGGUUUUUCUCAAUAGGCCUGUCCCCCGUUUAUUGCAGGAGACCUACAGUGAGUGACCGAUCUCAUGAAAUGAUGGCUAAACUUCUUAAAUGCGUUUUCGACUAUGAAGGAUUAUUUAGAUGGAGUUGCAAUACUAAUUAUCGUACUGCAUAACCCUAUAGUAUUGUGGACUCGCCAGAAUGUCGGCUUUUGAAGGCACUUCUUUUCAACCUCCUGUAGAAACUGCAUAUGGCAAAAAAUAACCACUUACUUGGCAUAUGUGUUUCGCCUUGAUUUUCAUAGUUUUACAAAUUCAAAUAUAUUUUAUAGAAAAUGUGUAAAAAACCGCGCUUUCUUCUACUCGUUUGGCGGAAAAUCACAUUAUCUCUCGGUUUUUUACAAAAUUUUUUAAAUAAGAGGUACUUCAAGACAGCGCAAUGUCCAUUCAUGCAGCGUCGUACCUGUCCGUUCAUCAAUGCUCCCCAUGAAAUGUACAGCAGUGUCCACAUUCAUGGCCAAAUUUUGUGAGAUCUAUAUGGUAUCUUCUUAAAGACCCAGGGGAAUAUAUGAUUUCUCCUACACGGGACUAAAAUCGCUAAACGCUUGUGCAACGGGUGAUGAGGCUCAAAAUUAGUCGGGAAUCGGGAAACUCUUUCGAAACCUAGGUAUACCCCUCCUUUGGAUACAAAAUGUAAACACAAAGUGAUUUUAUACCAAACAAGUGAAAGAAAACAUAUUUUUGUGCAUGUUUUUUAAAAAAACUCUAUUCAAUUUAAGACUAUCAAAAAUCAACGUGAAAAAUGCAUUCUAAAUAAGUGGCCGUUUUUUAUCGAGUGCGAUUUCUAUAGGAGGUAAAAGAGAAAUGCAUUCAAAAGCCGACAUCCUGGCGAGUACGAAAUAAUAUAGGAUUAUGUCGCAUGAUAAUCAAUAUUACAAAUAAGUAAUCCUCCCUAAUGGAAAACGAAUUUCAGAACUUCGGCCAAUAUUUCAUGAGAUCGCUCACGCACUGUACGUUUUGUGCUUAAUUACCCAAAAGAAGUAUAUCAAUUUUGACUUUAUGGACAGGCUAUGACCACAUUUUAUGCUCAUCGAGAAGUUCCUGUCGGUGUUUUUCUAGGCAUUUCCUGAAUUUGCGUUUUUACAGCCAGUGACCGAUCUCACGAAGUGUCGGUCAAAAUUCUGAAAUGCGUCUUCGAUUAGGAAGGAUUACUUAGGUAGGGUUGUAAUCUUGAUUAUCAUGCGGCAUAAUCCUAUAGUAUUUUGGACUCGCCAGGAUGUCGAAUUUUGAAUGCAUUUAAAUACACUUCUUUCCAAUCUCCUGUAGAAACCGCAAGUGGUAAAAUCUGCCUGCCUAAUUACCGUGCAUUUUACCUUGAUUUUCGAUGGUCUUAUAAAUUCAAAUAUAUUUUAUAGAAAGCGUGCACAAAAUAUGCUUCCUUUUACUUGUUUGGUAGAACAUCAUGUUUUCUUCACAUUUUAAUGCAUUUUCCGUAAAAUUUGAUUGAAUUUAUAAGAGCACCGAAAAUCAAGGUUAAAAAAGGAGCGUUCAUUAGGCAGGCAUUUUAAGGUAAGGUGAUUCCAUAGUAACAGCACAGGUAUUAGUCAAAAACCCAUACACGCGUGUUUCGCCGAUAUUCUGCCGCUGCAUGGCACAGCUGCGAGGGGUUCGGCUCGUCAGUGGGUCCCCCAGCAUUCCCUGUCUGUUUUCUCGUAGAUACUCCAAUUUAGAAGUUGUAGCUUUUUGAUUUUUUAAAAAAUUAACUGCGAACUUGGAAUAGAUCAGUAUAUUUAAGGUCUAUGGGCUCAAACCUAAGUUUUUAUGUAUGGAAUCAUCUUGCCAUAAAGUAUACUGCUAGCUGCCUGCUAGCAAUUAAUGAAUAUUACGCGGUUAUCCGCUGUGGUUGAUGGGCUUCGGCCCAAAUUUUCAUACAUAAAAACUUGGAUCUGAGCCUGUAGACCUUAAAUAUACUGAUCUACUUCAAGCUUGCAGUCAAUUUCUCAGGAAAUUAAAAAGCCACAAUUUAAUAUUUCUUUUAUAUUUUUAAUUCUUUUAAAGUUGUGCUUUAUUAAAAUACAUUUUUGUCCACUUGUUAGUAUCAGUAUGCGAGUGAUUGGCAAUCAUUCGUAAAUCCCGACUCCUUUCAUGAUUUAUGUUACCUACUGUAUAUUGGUGGACAGUCUCUAGAUGGCUAGCGGCAGAUUCUUGAGUUUCAGCAGCCAGUUUGUACACCAGGUCGCACCAGGAAGGAGUGAUCUGACAUGAAGGAUGGAUGGGCCAAACUCAGUCAGCUUUCUUAAUCGGCUUACUGCACAAGCACUGGGAUCAGAUAUCAAAUCUCGUAGGUUUAACCAGUCACCUCCAACGAGACAAGUGAACGUACAGGGGGGCGUCUCCAAACAUCAUCGUACCAACAGUUCAGCAAUCGUCAAGGAUGACGUCUACCCCCUAUCCCCCCUCCCCCAAAGUGGGCACAGUUUCGGUGACCCACAACUGAAUUAACUUAUAAUGACGCAGACUUGCGAAGCAUCUUACAAACUUGGAUCUGGGCCUAUAGACCUUAAAUAUCCUAAUCUAAUCCAAGUUCGCAGUUAAUUUCUAAGGAAAUUAAAAAGCUAUAAGUGGGCAUGUUUUACUAACUGCGGCUUCUGUAGGAGGUAGAAAAGAGGUGCAGUCAAAAGCACACAUCCUGUCGAGUUCAAAAUAUUAUAGGAUCGUGCUAGAUGAUAACCAGUUUUACAACCCCACCUAAGUAAUCCUUUCUAAUUUAAGACGCAUUUCAGAAUUCCGGCCGACAUUUAAUGAGACUGGUCACUCGCUGUGUGCCCGAAGUAAGGAAUUUUGAGCCAUCUGAACGAGCAGUCACAAUAUUGGCUGACAUUCUUUCAGGUCCCGACUGCACACGCGAGUUUACAGCCGUUGCCGCCACUGCGCCAGUUAAACGAGGAAAAGCAAUCAAGGCAGUCGAAAUGCAAAUAAAAUUGUCUGAAAAGGCCAAACCCGCUUUAUAAGCACUUGAAACACGUGCCGUUUGGCACCAAAUCCAGUUCAGGUACUUGUGCGUGUUUGACUGUUAAACUAGAUCCAUGACUCAUCUGCCUGACAUUUCGAAUUUUGUGCUCGACCGAAGGCCAUCGUCAAAUUUCAGAACAAAUAAACCCGUUACCAAAGCAGUCGCUGUUUACGCCUUCCGCAGAUCAUAAACAGAAGACAUUGCUUUUUCAGGAGUAAAUGAAGAUGCGAACCCUGGACUCCCGUAGUAAAGAGGAACAAUCGAACGUCCAGCUAAGUGCAGGACUUUGCCAUCGAAGACAAUGAUCGAAAUGCAGUAGAUGGACUGUUUUCGCAGUGUCUCACCAUGCGUUUUCCUGGGUAAGAUUGCGUUCGCGCAAAAUGACUGUGUGGCGUAGUGACUGCUACGCUGGAGACAGAUCGAUGUGCCAAAUUUUAGGACUUGUCAGUAGCUCAGACCUCAAUUUAUCCAAGCGGUUACGUCGCGAACGACAAGGUCCUUUCUGUUUUGGGCAAAAAGUGAGUGCAUUCCCGGGAGGCCUGCGCCCACAGCCUUUCCUGACUGGCCAUUUAUCAUGAGAGCUGGUUGUAGUUGAUGCGUCAUUUGUAUGGGUCAUUGGAUCUGGAUGUCCCUUGUUGAUUGCAGAAGGUUAGUUAAUCGUUUCAUUACCCCCUCCGCGUCUUGGCCGCAUAGUGCUGAUGAAUCCCCGCCUCAAAGAUGCUGCUUUGGAGUAGUUUCUGUUGCAGUUGGGGUGUCACUCCUCAGUCCAUCCACUUCCGCAUUUUAUUUUGGUUUAGCGUCGACCCAAAUUCACCUCACCUGGGGAUCAGCCUCUCGUGGAUUUAAAGACCAGAUUGUACGCAGCGAAGUCAGACGAGCUGUUUUCCUUCUUCAUCUGUACCCGCUUCAAGUCUUCCUUGCUCUGUCUCGUCUCGGAAACACGGUGAGUACGCUGAAGGUAGGGUGAGAUAGGUGCAUCGUAAGUCUGUUUCACUGAACUCAGACCUACGAGCGAGUCAUUAGUGCGCUCGCGUCGACUCAUUGCUGGCCCUCAACCAGUGGUACUUAUGAGACGCGUAGUUCGGGCCUUAAAAUUACUCAUACUGCAGCGCUACCUGCUUAACUACGUCCUCGAAAGUUUUGUCUCAUGUCGUAAGUGUGCGCCCCCCUCAACCCUGGAUCGAGCGUGCACUCUGCUUCGCCAACUGGAGCUCAUGCCAAAGUUUACACUUCCGCAACCACUCCAUGAGCUGGUUUAUUCAGCUCUCUCUCUCGCUUCGCCCUGAUUGGACGCCUGACGACACAGCGGUUAGCCCUGUCUCGUGUUGACGCAAUCGCUACAGCGCCCUUGGCUACGUGUGUGUGUGCAGACACACAAUCGCUGGAACUCUUCGCCGAUUUCUGCAUCCGCCAUCUCUUGCUCUACGCACGCUGGUCGCGCAAUGGCACCGCCACCACCACCAGCGACAGUGGACAAACUCAAUGAGGCUGACCGAGAGCGAAUCGCCUCCCUCUUCAAGAAGCUCGACGUGGACAAGGACGGCCGUGUCAGCGUGACUGAACUGGCUGCUGUCAUUAAGAGUCAGUGGUCCGAGCCCGCCGAUGGUACCAGCGGCGUGGAGGCUGCCAAACGGAUUAUCACGCGAGAUGGGAAGCAGUCUGCCUCGGGGCCGGCGGCGCCAACUAUGAGCUUCCAGGAAUUUGUGGAAUAUGUGCGCGAUACGGAGACCCAGCUGAAGCUGGCUUUCAAGCAGCUGGACCGCAAUAAGGACAACCAGGUGGAUGUCAGUGAGAUUAGGGCCGCGAUGCGCGAACUGGGCAUCGAGGUGGGCGAGAAGGAGGCGGCCAAACUGCUGCGCAAGAUGGACAAGGAUGGAUCCCUGUCGAUCGACUACGAGGAGUGGCGGGAUUUUCUCCUUCUCUCUGGCAGCUCCAACAUCAAGGAUAUAUUCCAUUAUUGGAGGAGGGCAUCGGCUGUGGAUAUCGGCGAGGGUAUUCUGGUGCCUGACGACUUUACUGAGGAGGAACGGAAGUCCGGAGAGGCGUGGAAGACACUCCUGGCCGGAGGUAAACAUUGUCUGUUGACAAGCCUAGGACAUUUUAAUAGAGCUGUUUACUAGGAGGCAAAAUCGAUAAUCAAACACUAUCUGCUCCUCCUCCUACUCACCAGUAGUAUAGGCUUCUGCCGAUCUCCGUCUUCCAGAACCGAAAUACCUAGGGCAGGUAUACCUUGAUAACGGCUGAAGCAUUUGUUUCUCCGUGUCAACAAUCCGGGAGACAAGAUCAGGGUUAGGGCCAGGAUUUUGGAAAGAGCACUUAAACAACUACGGGCUGAAAGUUGGCCGAGGUAUGCGUGUGUGUCCUCUACCCAUCCACCACACCUGUCAAGUGACCGGUUCGGACAGUGGCUGGGGCCUGGGAAAAGGACAGGAGAGUGAGGUCGACGAAUCAGAGCAUUUUCCCCACUAUAAACAAUUCGACGCGCCUGAAGCUACCAUGGUGCGCUAAAAACCGUGACUUGGAUGGUUGCCAACUGACGGGAUAACUUGAAUCUCGCAGUCGGCCAAGUGUUGCGUGUUUGUGUGGAGUGACCGGCUGGUGGUCUGAGAGUCAGGCUGUAAUGACGCCUUCUUAAUGUGACCUUUAUAGCACUCCCACUCCAUGGGAUCCGAGCCGGGUGUGGGAGCAAACCUAGGUGCGGCUUCGGCUGUGCCAGCCUCCAUUCUCUUUGUUGCUGUUGGUUGAAAACCUGGUCAUUUGCUGCGUGUACCAGGAGGUGUGAGGUGGAACGCCAAGGUGCGGGCUCGACCAUGCCAUCCACGUGCGCCCUUUGCCGCCCUCCCCCCCCCCCCGGUCUUCUUGACUCGGUCUUGACAGGGGGUUCAGGUGGGGGCGGAGGAGAGAAUGUGGUAGAUGCUGUGCAAAUCUACCAUUACUAUAAACUAAAUCACGCGCAAGUCACCGUGCCCCCUAUCACCCCGCUGUGGAGCACGCGGUGGACAUCGUCGGCGACGACGGUCGAACUAUCGUGUGCCCUCAGAACAGGCCACACUGCAGUUCUGUUGGAUAGAGAUGACUAAUACAGGGAUUGGCCUCAUGCGAUGUGUUCGCGCGAUUUCUAAAAUAAUCGCCGCUUUAAACGCCACGCCACCCCAGCCAUUACGUCAAUCAGGUCAUCAGUCGGCUUGACUUGGACAACGUGAGUGCGGAGAGAGAGGAUAUGGAAUUUAUUCUCAUGACAAAUCAUCGCAUCUCUAACUAUAGCAAAAUCUGUCGUUUUUGAUCAUACCAUGAAGCGCUAUCAGUCGGAGCAGCCUAGUCCUGUCCAGGACUGCUUGUUAGGCUACAAUGACAUGGCCUUUAUAGAGCUUUCACUUCCGUGCUAUCCGCCAAUCUCCAACAAUGAAGACUGUUGCAUUUGGCCGUCUUAUGCGUGGCACGUGUAGAUGAGUCGUUUAACUUUGUCAACCCCGGUGUCGCCGCCUACUUCUGGUGGUCUCGACAUUGUCUUGCCAUGGGAGCGCGGUGAGCGGCGGAAGUGAGCGAGUUAUUUACAACACGAGUCUGUCCUACAGUAAACCAAUCCACGCGAAGGUCACACCUCCGUCCACCUCGUGGGGCAACCGUCGUUUGUGACGGUUUAACUACCGUGUUCGUGGGUUGGCGCUAGUUUGCCAACCUCUGAGCGUCCGUAAGGCGACUGGUAUUGUCGAUGGUACGUAAACCCUGCUCGCAUGCAGGUUCUGAUGCGUAAGGACAGCCGAAACCCACUGAUUUCAUAGUGGCGGACGCUUGAUUGGAGGAAGUUAACCGUAAGGAGUGUCAUCAUAGCGGAGGUUUCAUCCUGACGAGCUCAUUGGCCAGUAGCACUGCUUACCUUAUGGUCCGAAUACUCUAGAUCACAGCCACUGGUAUGUGGACCCAGCAGAUCUCUGGGUUGAGUUCAGGUCUCUCGUGAUUCUGUGCUGAAGUGGGAUAUGGACAGCAAGUUUUACACCAAAGGGGCGCUCCGGCUCGUAGAAAGUUAAAUUAGUGUCUGGUUUUCCUUUCGCGACGCCUUUUUGGUAAAUCAUUGUUAGGGCUUUUUCUGGCCUCACAUUUAAACUAAACGCAAAUUCGAUUAUCAAAGCCUUAAAUGUAAUUUCUGUGUGCGCCUGCUUGAUGCCGGAGGUGUGCCGAGUGUGCAGAUAGAGGGAGAGGGAGGUGCGCAUUGUAGAUUUAACGAGUCUCUCUGCGGCCUCAUGGCUUCAUGGCAUCCCCGUAUUCCCCUCUACCCUCGAGCUAAAUCGGAUGGGAGUAACGAGUGGGGUUUCCUUGUUUGAUGAAGCUCUUCAGUGGCAUCUUCAGCUGACCAUCCACAAUCAGCAAAAACCAUUAAUAGACACCUUCGAAUGGAGAGACCACCGCUGACCUCUAUCUAUCCGUAUGUCAUACGGUCAGAACAUUUUUUGCCGAUUUAUAGUGACGAAUGCUCGCGUACUGACUUACAGUGAGUGACCGAUCUCAUGAAAUGUUGGCUGAAAUUCUGAAAUGCAAUUUCGAUUAGGAAGGAUUACCUAGGGGAGUUUGCUAUAAUGAUUAUCUUAUAACAUUAUCCUAUAAUAUUUCGGACUUGGCAGGAUGUCAGCUUUUGAAUGCACUGCUUAUCAAUCUCCUGUAGAAACCGCACUUCGUAAAAAUAGCUACGUAAGUAGCAUGCCUUUUUCAUACUGAUUUUCGAUGGUCUUGCAAAUUCGAAUAUAUUUUAUAAAAACUACGAACAAAAUAUGCUUUCUUUCAGUUCUGUAAUAGAUAAUCACCUCAUUCCUAUAUUUUAUACUCACAUAAGGAGUAUAAUUAGGUUUUAAAAAGUUUCUAAUUAUGAGAUUUUUAAGACCGUGCAAUGUCCAUUCACACAGCAUCGUGCCUGCCCUUUUACCACUACUCCUCAUGAAAUGUACAACAUGGUCCGCAUCCACUGCAAAAUCUUAUGAAUUCUGUAUGGUAUCUUUUUAAAGACAUAGAAGAAUACGUAAUUUUCUCUGCGCGGAAAGCAUGCACCUCGUAGACUGAAAUCACUAAACGCCAAUGCAACGACUGAGCAAGCUCUAAAUUAUUAGGGGAUAAGAAAACUCUUUAAAACCUAAUUAUACUCCGUUUUCGAGUGAAAAAUAUGAAAAUGACGUGAUUCCCUAUCAAACGACUGAAAGAAAACAUAUUUUCGUUUGUGGCUUCAAUAAAAUAUAUUUGAAUUUGCAAGACCGUCGAAGAUUAGUGUGGAAAAUGCAUGCCACUUGUGUUAUUUUUCUACAGGAUAUUAAAAAGCAGUGCAUUCAAUAGAUUACAUACUGACGAGUCCAAAAUACUAUAGGAUUAUGUCGCAAGAUAAUCAGUAUUACAACUGCGCCUUACUAGUCUUUCCUGAUCGAAAACGCAUUUCAGAAUUUCAGCCAACAUUUCAUGAGAUCGGUCGCUCUGUGUAAUUCCUGCCGAAAACUACCAAUAUCGCGGUCAGAAUACGUGAUGCCAAGUUCGAAUCCCUUGAGCCUCCAAGGAUGCCGUCGGUGUUUGCCAGCACUAACACGAAGAAAGGCUGAAAAUCAGGGGUGUACAGGCGGAACCUCCCAAUCUCAUUCUGUACCUUGACCCAUGAACUUCUUCCCAAGGGUCAGUGUAGAUUUCAGAAAGAGCAAAGAACUCCUGAUAUGAUCAUCGCAGCCCAAAAACUUUAGGACAGUGUGGGAAAUGAGGAUCAAUCCUCACACCGCCUAUGUGGAUUUCGCCAAUCUCGACAACGUGAAUCGCGAUGUGAUUUGAAGGUAAUAAGAAGUACAUUUUGACCCACCUUCGAAAAAUAUGGCGGCCUCAGUGUGAUUUCGACCCGCGACAGUUAGGUGAAGGCAUGGGUGCGGUCAAUGCUGUAGCCAUCUGAGCUACAAGGCCCCACCGGGAGUCGUGAGUUUGGGUCAGGUUGUCCAAAACACCGAUCAACGAAGUGAGUCUGGUAGUCAUCUGGUGGGUUCUGGAUUGAUUGCUGAGGAAAUCCUGCUUGGACAGUCAACCUACUGUAUCGGAUUGCAGUAGGCUGGGCAGUUAAGCUGAUCCAAAUGCGAUUAAACUCACGGCUUCCAGCUGGGUUUUGUAGCUUAGGUGAAUACAGCCUUCCCUUUGUUGUCGGGAUUUCGAACCCCACCGUGGUCGCCGAGAUUUUCACAGUUGGGUCAAAAUUAAUUAUUCAAAAUCUACCAAAACAUGUAAUCGAUAAUAAUAAAAUACGUGUGUUCGGCACAUUUCAGGCUGCGGACUUCAUGACAGAAUGAUUGGGCAUGUGAUAGGUAAUGAGUCGACAUCGAACACCGCGGUAGUAUAGGCCUUAAGUAGGACUUUGCCCUCGAUCCAACCAUAUUCAGCCUUAAGCUUUCGCGUUGUUUGUAUAACUACUCUAGGGGAAUGAUCGGAAAUCAACGCAAAUUAUCGAGGUCACCGGGAACUAUUUACCAUCCUUCACAUGCGGGCCGCCAUAAAAAAAAUACAAUAGUCAGGUUACAUGAUGUGUUUGCUGACAACUGCACACCGAGCGCCACAAUUAAAGGGAGCAUGCAGCGAAGACUAGACCGGCCGCGCCGAACCCGAAUUAGAUAUCGGCAUGCGGAGAAUUAUAAUCAACAAAACGGCGUCAGCCGUCGAAAACACCGACGGCACUGUAACUCCCAAUGUUAGACCCGGCGUUUUGUUCAAAAAUCGGAGGCUUCAUUUGUUGUGAACUUCGCAUCCAUCAUAGAAACUGCGAACUGAUGUGAGAGAGCUUGUUUUUUUCAGCACGAACCGACUGCUCUCGAAAACAAUAUGCUCGACUUUUGAAAACAGUUUGUUUUCCUGAAAGGGUGAUACUUAUUUUCUAUUUUGUAUACAGCUUUAACAUAUGUUUGGUAUGGCAUAAAUCAAAUAUAUCUUUUUCGUCGAUAUUCUGCCGCUGCAUUGCACAACUGCGAGGGGUUCGGCUCGUCAGUGGGUUCCCCAGCAUUCCCUGUUUGUUUCCUGGUAGAUACUCCAAUCUAGAAAUGGUCGCUUUUUAAUUUCCUCAGAAAUUGUCCGCGAAGUUGGAGUAGAUCAGUUUAUUCAAGGUCUAUAGGCUCAGGCCGAGAACUCUGGGAAUGAUGUGGGACCCUCUGACGAGCCGAACCCCUCGCAGCUGCGCCAUGCAGCGGCAGAAUAUCGGCUAAACACGCGUGUAUGGGUUUUUGGCUAGUACCUGUGCUGUUAGUAUGGUAUCACCUUACCCUAAAGUAUACUACUAACUGCAUGUCGGCAGUUAAUGAAUUUUACGCAGUUACCCACUGUGGCUGAUGGACUUUGACCCAAAUAUCAUACCUAGCAUUCUAGGUCUGAGCCUAUAGAUCUUGAAUAAACUGAUCUACUCCUACUUCAUAGAAAAGCGACAACAUCUGAAUUAGUUGACUUCUUUUCAAUUUCAAUGGGCACAGGUUCACUUUGACAGCAACCUAUCUCUGUUUCCCUGCCCUAGGCAUAGCUGGUUGCAUCUCACGAACGGCCACCGCCCCAUUGGACCGUGUCAAGGUCAUAUGGCAGGCGCGGGGCGGAAAGGCGGCUUCGACGGGCCUGAUUGGCUCCUUCCGGACAAUGCUGCGGGAGGGCGGCUACGCCUCCAUGUGGCGUGGAAAUGGCGUUAACUGCAUUAAAAUUGCUCCCGAGUCGGCUAUCAAGUUCCAGGCCUACGAGUUCUUCAAGUCGAUCAUCAGAGGCGGCCGUCGUGAUCCGUCCAUUGCCCUGCAUGAGAAGUUUCUGGCAGGCGCAAUGGCCGGUGCUACGGCUCAAACUCUCAUCUACCCAAUGGAGGUUCGUCUACCGCCCUUGCGAUUUAUGUUAAUAACCUUUAGUCGUAUUAACAUGCGACUUGAACUUGAUGCCAGCAGCUCUGCAUGACACGAGAGACUGACUUGUUUCAUGCUACAAGUUAGACUAUUGAUAGAGAAUGCGUCCAUUGGUUAGAAGGUUUGUCCGUGUCUACCACCACUGUGGCAGGAGUUGGAUGGAUCGAGUCCCUCGUAUGGGGGUUUACUGUUUUAAAGUUGGACCUUUUCUGCCGACCGGCUGGCGUCUGGAAAUUGGUUAGUCACGACUGUAUCUUAUCCCCCCCCCCCAUCCCCGAAUGGUCCCACUCAAUUUUAGUAACGGUCGCUCAUCAAGAGACUGAUCGACCUGCUUCAGCCUGGCUUUGUAGAGCUUCGUAGGUGGAGGGGGAGAUCGAUGCGCCUGCUGAUCAAUUUCUAGGCGGAUUCUCAUUUUAUGACCACACUCCGCUCGCGGCUUGUCAAACUGACCCUGUGGCAGCCAAGUCCAGGGCUUAAUUGGCUUUCAGAUUGUAGGCAGACAUGACAACCAACCGGUUUCAGUCACUCCGCUGUUUGCGCACUCGCUUUCCAAAUUUUCACUCCAUUUGGCCUGUGUACUUCCGUCUCCACUCAGUUCAUGGGAUGCCUUACCUGCGUCGGAUGUUGCGUUCUAUGACCUGCAAGUAACAAGUGAAGUUUCGCAAAACCAUCGACCGCUUUCCGUCGAUUCGCAGUAGGUGGUACAGUAGGUGGGCUAACUCAGGAAAUGUCAAUCGCAAUUUCGAAAUGCGUUCUCGUUUCGAGAAGAUUAAUUAAGUAGGGUUGUAAAACUAAUCCGUAUGCAGUAUGAUUCUAUAGUACUUCAGUUACCUCAGGAUGCCGGCUUUCUAGGGAACUCCUUCCGGCUGCAUGCAAAAACUACACUCUGUAGAAAAUGACAACCUAAGUAGCACGACGUUUUCUCAUUGAUUUUCGAUGCCCCUAAAAGUCCAGUUAUAGUUCAUGGAAAACAUGCAUAAAAAUAUUCAUUGUUCUGCUCAUUCGGUAGAAAAUUGCGUUUUUUUUAAGUUUAUGCUCAAAGGAAUGGUAUUAUUCGGCUUUCAAAACCUUUUCCAAUUCCCGAAUAAUUGUGAACCCGCUCUGCCGUUGCACUUGGAUUCUGGGUUUUUAAACUACAAGCCGUAUAUUAUCCGCAUACGGAAAACUACAUAUUUCUCUACGGUAAUAAAGGGGGAUCAUAUAGCGUUUAUAAAAUUUAACAAUGGAUUUAAUCCAUAUUAUUAAUUUUACAAGCCACAAUGGUAAAUGCAGAGACAUGACGAUUUAUGAACGGCCAUUUCAUGGUACUUCAAAGUUCCAAAAUUAGAAACUUUUGCAAAACCAAAUUAUGUUCCGUUUUAGAGAAUAAAAUUAGAAGAAGACGUAAUUAUCUACCGAAUGAGCAAGAGAAUGAAUAUUUUAUGUCUGUUUCCCAUACAAUACAAUAGGACUUUUAGGGGCAUCGAAAAUCAGUGAGAAAAAUACAUGCCACCUAAGUAGUCGUUUUUACAGAGUGUAGUUUAUGCAUGCAGCCGGAAGGAAUUUCAUUCGAAAGCCGGCAUCCCGAUGUAACUGAAAUAUUAUAGAAUUAUGCUGCAGGCUGACUAGUUUUACAACCCUACUUAAUUAAUCUUUUUGAAGCGAAAACGCAUUUCGGAAUUUAGGUUGACAUUUGGUGAGUUAGCCCACCUACUCUAUGUCUCAAGAACACUGAGUGAAAUUCUGAAUUUUGAUCUCGAUUAGAGAGGACGGUUGUACACGAAAAUACGGAUCCCUCCACCUGCAUUACAGGUGGGCUUACCCUCAAUUUGAUGGAGAUUGGGAUUAGUGUUGGUCGAAAGGAUUAGAAUGGAUUACCUUGGUGGGUUAAGGACAUUUCAGUCACAUCAGGAUGCCGGUCUCCUACUGAGCUACUUUGCGUCCGCCUGCAAAAGCCAAAUUCGGAAAUAAACGACUACUUAAGCAGCACGAUUUUUUCCCAUUGCUCCGCGACGACCUUAUAAAUUCAACUACAUGUUACAGCAAACGUGCAUAAAAAAUGUUUUCGUGACCAUUUGUAAGAAAAUCCUGCCUUCUUCAUAUUUAAAACUUGAAAAAGGCUUCGUCAGGUUUUUUAAAAAAACUUUUUUUCAGUUCCGGAACAAUUUGAAACCCAACCUGCUGUUUCACUUGUGCUUAUGCCUUUUAAAUUACAUGUUGUACACCUUCCGCCUAAGGAAAAUCAUACAUUUCUCUACGCAAAAACCUACAGGGCUCAUAAAAUCUUACAGUGAAUUUGGACUAUGUUGUAUACCCCGUGAAAAGCAUAAAUAAACGGACAGACACUACUAUCUAAACGGAAAUUUCUUGACCUUAAAAUCUGACAAUUCGAAACUUUUCUAAAUACCGGAAGCUAUCUUUCCAUCAAUAAUAAUAAUAUCUGAAGGCGUCAUCUGCUAUCAGAUGAGCACAAAAAGGAAUAUUGUGAAUAUGUUUCUUGUAACACAUAUUUUGACUUUGAAUUUAUGGAGCCAUCGAAAUUUGAUAGACGCCAUGCAUACUAAUUAAGCAGCUACCUUUUUCGAGUUUAGGGUUUCAGCAAGCAGCCGGAAAGAAACACAUCUGCAUGUUGAAAGCCUGGUGUGACCGGAAUAUCUUAGGAUUGUACUGUGCGAAAAUUAUUACUAUACUCCCGCUGAAGUAUUCCAUUCUACUCGAAGAAUAUUUCUUUCCCUGGAAAGCUGCAGCACAAUCUCUCCGACGACUAACAAGCCAGAAAUGGCCAUUCCAGUCGCCCUUGUUUCCGUCGGUGAUAACGUUCUGCCUAUAUCAUGCGCCGCUGUGCGGCUGCUGGUUGGGCUCGUGAGAGAGCCCAUAAAGCACAACGGAACGUGUGAGUUCCGUAUGAACGAUCGGUGAGCGCCCCCUACCAUUGUAUAUUCCCGAUCGAAAACCGACAAGGCAACGGGCUCGUGGCCCGGUGAGUAGAGGCGUUGACUUCUAAACCAACAGGUCGCGAGUUCGAGGCUCGGGUGUUCCACACUUCGGGCUUGGGUAUGGCUGGCUGACGACGGCUAAUAAGCCAGAAAUGGCCAUUCCAGUCUCCCUUGUCUUUGUCGGUCAUGCUAUUCUGCCUAUGUAUCAUGCGCCGCUAUGCAGCUGCUGGUUGGGCUCGUGAGAGGACCCGUAAGGCACAACCGAACGAAUGAGUUCCUUAAGGACGAUCUACCAUUGUAGAUUUCCGACCGGAAGCGACAGGACAAGGGGCCCGUGGCCCAGUUGUUGUAGGUGUUGGACUUCUUACUAACAGGUCGCGAGUUCGAGCUCCAGGUGUUCCACAGUUGGGGGUUGGGUAUGAAUUACUGACAACGACUAAUAAGCCAGAAAGGGCCAUUCCAGUCUCCCAUGUCUUUGUCGGUACUAACAUACUGCCAAUAUCAUGCGCUGCUGUGCGGCUGCUGGUUGGGCUCGAAAGAGAGCCCGUAAGGCACAAUGGAGAGAGUGAGUUCCGUAAAAAAACAAACGGCGAGCACCCAUCUACCACUUUCCUGCAGUCAAAAUCUCCGGAUUUUCAUCGAUCACAAGCUUCGGUUAUCCGCAAGCUUAUCUAAAUUCACGCUUUCCGCCAGGAAGCAUUGUGCACUCCGCUUGAAAUCUAAUUAGAUUGCAGGUGCAUUCUUCUCCGGCCUGAAAACCUGGCCUGACUCACACCGCCUUUGCCUUCUCACGCACUCAAAACGCCCCAGCGGUGAAGUAAGUCGCCUAUGGCGAAAGGGUGCUGGAAGUGGAUGCUUUGGAUCACACUGCGGCGUUCAAUUUUACUGCUUUGGCCGCGUUUCUCGACGCACAGUAAUCGCAGUCAUUUGCGUGAUGCUAAACUAGCGGAGGUGUGUUGACACCCAGAUGACUGCCGAGGUCCAUUGGGACGUGGCAACUUUCUAUGAAAAGGACCAGUGGGAUUGAGACAGCUGGAGAUCUUAAAGUCGGUAUUGGGGAAGAACAGCUGGAAAGGGUUGGUACUGCGAUGCUCUUCAAUCGGAGCGGUUGUUAGGGUAUGGUUGUUGCGCAAAACAGGGCUUCGCAGAAGGUCGAAUGAAGACAGCAUGUUACUAGCUUUGGUCAAAGCGCAGUGACCACCUCGUGCAGCUAGGUAUUUGGCGCGGUAUAUAUGCUACCUCAUGAAAUAUUCGCCGAUAUUAUAAAUUGCGUUUUCGAUUCAAAAGAAUUACUUAAGCAGGGUUGUCAUAUUUAUGUCGCAUGAUGGUAACAUACUCCACCACGUCAGGUUGUCGGUUUUCGAGUGAGCUCUUUACCGACAGCAUUUACAGCUACAUUCGGCAAAAAUGGAUACUUAAGCAGCAUGAUUUUUCCCAUUUAUUUUUACUGCCCUUUCAAAUUCAAGCGUAUGGUUUAAAAAACUUGUUCGAAAAUAUCCCUUCUCUUACUCAUUUGGUAGCAAACUGCGUCUUUUUAAAAAGUAAUGCUUGGAGAAAAUUAGUUGGUUUUAAUAUCUUCCUCGAUUCCCGAAUAUUUUCAGGUCAGGUCUUCCAAACUACAUGCAACAUGAAAAUAGCCUGUUUUGGCUUGCUCACUAAAAACAGCUAGUCAUAUCUCAACGCCGGAUGCUGGAGUCCCUCACUGAGUACUUAUAUUAACCGCUUGGAUUUGUAAUAGAGAGUGAUAUCGACGACUCAGCGAAUUAUGCCACGCUAUAAACAAUCUGACGAGCUCGAAGCUAUCAUGGUGCACUGAAAGCCGUGGCUCUGAAGGUUGCCAUCUGGCGGAAUAACUUGAACAUCGCAGUCGGCCGAGUGUUCUGUGUUUGUGUGGAGCGGCGGACUUGUGGGUUGAGAGUCGGACUGCAAUGGCUUCUUCUUAAUGUGGCCUUUAUGGCACUCCCACUGCGUGGUAUCUGGGCCGGGUGUGAUUGCACGCCUAGGUGCGUCUCCGGUUGUGUCAGCCACUCUUUUUGUUGUUGGCGAAAAUCCUGGUCAUUUUUUGUGUGGUCCAGUGGAUGUGGAGUGGAACGCCAAGGUGCGGACUCGACUGUGCCAUCCACCUGCGCACUCCCCCACCUCCGGUUUUCUCAACUAUGUCUUGAUACCGGAUCCAGGUUGGGCAGGAUAGAGUGCGAUAGAUGCAGUGCAAGCUUCCAUUCGCUAUAAGCUAAAUCACACGCAAAUCACUGUCGCUGCUCCACAUUGCUGUGGAGUACGCGGUGGACAUCGUUGGCACUCCCACCUAGUAGGAUCCAAGUCGCCCAACUCCUGUCUUGUUGUGUGUGAAAUCCUUGUUAAUUGUUUGUUUAGAACCAGGUGUUGUGGUGGCGCGCUUGGAUAUUAGUUUUCUCCAUGCUAGCCAUAUGCGCCCUCUCCCCCUUUAGCUUUAUUGACUCUUUCUUGAUACCUAUCCCAGGUGGAUGGGGGAGGAAGGGAGAGUGUGGUAGAUUCGGCACAAGUCUACAAUCACUAUAAACUACUUCAGGUGCAAGUCACCGUGUUUGCUUCCUCUUGCUGUGGAGCUCGUGGUGGAUGUCGUCCGAAAUGACGGUCGAAUUCUCACCAAUUGAACGCCCAUUUUAAGAACCAUUUCUAACAAACCUGCCUUUAUCAACCAGCAAUCACGUUAUAUAUUGCGAUUUUAGUGCUGAUUCCUCUGGUUGGUACAUCAGUAGUCUGGAUUUAUAUCCACUUUCCUCCCGUCCAAAGCCGUUUCCAAGAGCCACAAUGUCCCACUUAACAUUCUCUUCUUGUCUUCCCAUCUCCAGGUCUUAAAGACACGGAUGUGCCUACGCAAGACCGGUCAGUACUCCUCCAUGUUCGACUGCGCCCGUAAACUGUACGCUGAGCAUGGCAUCGGCAUCUUCUACCGCGGUUACGUACCCAACCUCAUUGGCAUCCUGCCCUAUGCAGGUAUCGACUUGGCUCUCUACGAGACCUUCAAGAACGCCUACGUGAAGGCGGUGGGCCCCACGGCCGAAGCGGGUGCUCCGCCGGUCUAUGUCUCCCUCACAGCCGGCGCUCUCUCCUCCGUGUGUGGUCAGGUGGCCACAUACCCGCUGGCGCUUGUGAGGACUAAACUUCAGGCACAGAGUGAAAAGGUAAAGUACAUAUAUAUAUAUAUGAUAAAAGUAUUGUACCGUACUCCCGACAUAGAAACAGUAGUUGGGCUAACUCAAGAAAUGUCAACCAAAAUUCCGAAAUGCGUUCUCGUUUCUAAAAGGUCAAUUGAGUAGGGUUCUAAAACUAAUCGGCCUACGCAUAAUUUUGUAAUAUGUCAGUUACCUCAGGAUGCCGGCUUUUGAACGAACUUGCCUCCGGCUGCAUGCAGGAAAUACACUCUGUAACAAAUGAGUACUUAUGUAGCAUGAAUUUUUCUCAUUAACUUUUGAUGCCCCUAAAAGUUCAAUUAUAUUUCAUGAAAAAUAUGCAUAAAAAUAUUCAUUCUUUUGCCCAUUCGGUAGAUAAUUACAUCUUCUUCCAAUCUUAUAUUCAAAGGAAAGGUAUAAUUCAGUUCCUCUAUUACAAAACACUAGCCUAAUAGUGGUCACUCCGUCGACCCUAAAGAUGACUACUUAUGAAGCAUGCACCAUCUCAUCUACGUCUACUACUAGUCGCUGUGCGACUGCCUGCGAGGGUUCUAGUAUGAGCCCCAAGGCAUAACGGAACGAGCAUGUUCCGUAACCUGAUCGGUGAGCGGCCAUCUGUCAUACUUACCAUUCUUGAUCACAACCGACAGGACAACGGGCCCGUGGCUCAAUGGUAGAGUGUCAAACUCCAUGACACAAGAUCCCGGGUUCGAAUAUCAAGUUAUCCACACGUGGGGUCGGGUACGACUGGCUGCUGACGGCUAAUAAGCCAGAAAUGGCCAUUUCGGUCUCCCUUGUCUUUGUCGAAACCAUCUCAUAUAUAUAUAUAUAUGCAGAGAUUAUAUUACCGACAAAGACAAGGGAGACUGGAAUGGCCAUUACUGGCUUAUUAACCGUCGUCAGCCAGUCACCCAACCCCGAAGUGUGACACACCCGAGGCUCGAACUCGCGACCUGUCAGUUAGAAGUCCACGCUCCUAACCGCUUGGCUACGUGGCCGUUGCCCUGUCGGUUUUCGAUCGGGAAUAUACAAUGGGAGGGGGGACGCUCACCGAUCGUUCCGUUGUGCCUUACGGGCUCUCUCUCUCGAGCCCAAAUGGCUGACGCCGGCUAGUAAGCCAGAAAUGGCCAUUCCCAGUCUCCCUUGUCUUUGUCGGUAAUGCCAUUCUGCCUUUGUCAUGGUCCGCUGUGCGGCUGCUGGUUGGGCUCGAGGGCGAGAGCUCCUAAGGCACAAUGGGACGAGUGAGUUCCAUAGAAAAACGAUCGGUGAGUGCCCCCUCUACCAGGACAAGAUUUUAUUGGAGUGUUCAGGGUUCGUGCGAGUCCAUAAGCACUGCCGUUCAUGCCUGUUACACGAUAUAGACGUUGAAUGCACGACACACCAGUUACUGCGCCCACUUCAUUCACUCGUCUUUUGACAGACUUUGACAUUUUAUAGUUGCAUGAGAAAGAGAAGAGAAAAUGAGGCCGACAGGAAACAUAUACGAAUUCCCCGCUACAACAAAAUUGACGCGUUUCAACCCAUUAUGACACGUUAAGGGGUGUGACUUGAAAUGAGGUCAACUGACGCGAUAAGUCGGUUCUUCUUAGGACUGAGAAUCAGGCUGAAAUAGUUUCUUCCUAAUGUGGCCUUUACGGCGCUGGCACCGAUUAUAAGUAUGCGUCGUCCUUACAGUAGCCUGGAACAUGUCUUGGGAACCAGGUUGUGUGUGGCCCGCGUAGGUGAGCCGUUUGUCUUUGCCACUCUCUGCGGCUGUAUCCCUGUCCGAUCGUCUUGACAAUGCCUUGCCACUGGGGCAGGAUUGAUGGGGAGGCGUUAGUGUUGUAGGGGCUGAACAAGUCUGUCUCACUAUCAGCCAAUUACCUGAAAGUACAGUAGAAAUAUCAACAAGGAUAAGGGAGACCGGAAUGGCCAUUUCUGGCCUAUUUGCAUCAUCAUCACCAUCAAAGUGGGAUUUCGUCGAGUUCAGAUACCAAGUUGGCCCUCAUAGCCGCUGUCCAGCGUGCUAUCCGUUAGCACUGAGGCUAUUAGAGGCCUCUAGGUUCUGGGCAAGUUGGUCAAACUUGCCGAAGACCAAUUUCGUUAGUCUUCACGGCCACUCAGAAUGAACCCGCUCUGAACUACUAACUACUUUAAUAGUAGGCCCCCAUUUGCUUUCAGUAAUUGUAUCGGGUCCGUUAUUCAUUCAGUAGCGGACAAGGCAAGUCAGACUUCAUGCAGUUCCAGUAUACGAAACUAUGCAUUAUUUAGUGCUUUGGCGGGUCAAUGCACAGUCCAGAAUUUCUUUGUAACGAACGUAUUACUCUACGCCUAGUCGGGUAUCCACAACUGGCUUAAGCCUAGUAACUUGCGCUAGUACCUUGCGUGUCAGAGUGUCUUAUUAUAGCAAACUGGUCAAAUUUCUGACUGAUCGAAAAGUUUUCUUGACAAUGACUAGGAAGCCUCGAGUGGACGCUUCUGCUAACAGUCAGUCAUACACAUCUAUAUGCCCGAAGGCAUGACGCGAUCGGUCCGUAUUUCGCCCUAAUUUCAGGACGCGUCGAUGGUCACCACUAUGUCACGAAAUUACAUGUUUGUGGUUGCGACCAACUAAGUGUUGGCCUGGCCGUUCUGGUGAUAUGAGCGAUUAACUCAACAUGCGCGAUUGCUCACGUAACCCCAGUUCAAACCUCGGGAUGUGAUUGGCUGAUGACGCCACUGUUAACACUCCUAGAUUACUGACUGUUUGUGGCCACUGACACUGAGAUUUCGUGAUCAGGAUGCAUCGGGAGCGUAACUGUCUCGUGUUAAAACUAUCGAUACUCUCUGACAAAACAUACUCCAGGCACUUUGGAAGGCCUAACAGCGUGCAAAACUCAAGCCGUGUCUUUUAAAGAAGGAAUUUGCUCUUUUUCCUAGGAGGCAAAAAUAUCCUGUGUUGAAUAACAUUAGCAACAAACACAAGAGAGACUGGAAUGGCCAUUUCUGACUUAUUUAGCCGUCGUCAGCCAGUCAUACCAAACUGGACGGGGGAGUUCCGCAACACGAUCGACAAGCGCCAAUUAACCAUUGUAUAGUCCCAGUCACAACCGACAGGACAACGAGCCCGUGACUCAGUGGUUACCGGGCGUUUGACUUCUAAACAACAGGUUGCGGGAUCGAAUUCCAGAUGCCCCACACCCCGCGGCUGGGUGUGACUGGCUGACGACGGCUAAUAAGCGAUAAAUGGCCAUUCUAGUCUUCCCUCUCUUUGUCGGAAAUAACAUUCUGCCUAUAUCAUGCACCGCCGUGCGGCUGCUGGUUGGGUUCGAGAGAGAGAGUCCGUAAGGCACAACGGGACGAGCGAGUUCCGUAACACGAUCGGCGAGCGCCCAUCUACCAAAUCCUGGGUUCUGUUAAGUCUCAACCACCAAGACGAUAUAAAAGGCCAUAGCAUGAUAAUAAUUCAUGCAGUUAUUGUCGAGCUCAUUUAGAGAAAUGCUGGAAUUGAACGUGGAACGAAAAACGACGGGAAUGUAUGCAAAGCUUCUAAGCAUCGGUAGAUUAUUAGAGUUUUCUCAGAUGCAUAGUUCAGAAUUUUUUCCACGUUUUCUUCGAGAACGUACUCCUAAGGCAAGACCGGUUUUGACCUUAUCUUCCAAGUUUUAACCACCAUCUGUCCUGCCCUCAUUAAGGUCUCUGGCUGAAUCCCUUACCUCUGCAUUCUCCUGAUUUUCAGAGCUCAAUGGAAAAAAUGUUUAAAAGCAUUUUAAAAAACGAGGGCUUUGCCGGACUCUACCGUGGCAUCGGUCCGAAUAUGCUAAAAGUCAUCCCCGCAGUCAGCAUAUCCUAUGCAUGCUACGAGCAAUGUCGUGGUCUGUUUGGCAUUUAA
Molecule: messenger RNA, 25414 nt
Organism: Spirometra erinaceieuropaei
Lineage: Eukaryota; Metazoa; Platyhelminthes; Cestoda; Diphyllobothriidea; Diphyllobothriidae
Source: the annotation of a GenBank genome assembly